Messenger RNA from Schistocerca nitens (vagrant locust), 1477 nucleotides. Its product is annotated as odorant receptor 43a-like. Gene Ontology annotation, biological process: detection of chemical stimulus involved in sensory perception of smell; sensory perception of smell. Gene Ontology annotation, cellular component: plasma membrane. Gene Ontology annotation, molecular function: odorant binding; olfactory receptor activity. Bases 1 to 1266 code for a protein of 421 amino acids. The transcript has 6 exons. The record is from RefSeq and is a predicted model, not a curated record. Lineage: Eukaryota; Metazoa; Arthropoda; Insecta; Orthoptera; Acrididae.
AUGGCCGACCGCAGCGCUGGAGCUCCGCUGACGUGGCGGUCCUCUGCAGAUUCCGUGCUGAGGCCCAACAUCCGUCUGCUUUGCACGCUGGGACUGUGGCAGCCGGCGGACUCUGCGCUGUUCCACGCCUACACUGUGGCCGUGUUGGCGGUGGGCGUGGCGCACAUCGCCGUCGCCGCCGUCGGCAUCUGGUACCGGCCCGGGGACCUCGCCGAGGUCACCAUCGGGCUAGCCAAUGUUUUCGUCAUCUUCACCGCCCUCUCCAAGUCGCUGUUGUUCGUAAGCCGCCGGCCGCUCUUCUACGCGCUGGCGCGCCGCGUGGACCUGAUGACCGUAGAACAGCAGGCGUUUUGCACCGGCGACCCUACCAUCCAACAAGUGGUCUCAAUCGCCCGGAAGCGUGCCGGUCGGCUGAGCGUAUUCUUCCACUGGUACGUCUUGGUGGCCGACAUCUUGUGGUCGCUCAUUCCCCUGGUGCAGGCCUCCAAAGAGAAACGCUGGCCCUUCCAGCAGAUGCCGUUGGGCACCUGGGCGAGGUCGCCCUUUUACGAACUGUCUUACGUGCUGCAGUGCGCCUCCACCGUCUUCUUCUCCCUGAUCAGUGUGGACGUGGACUGCUUCUUUGUGGCCGUCAUGACCCACAUAACAGUCCAGCUGAGAAUCCUAACAUUCCGCUUGGCCACUGUUGGCACCGGAAUGAACGAAACUGUGAACGAACUGGACUGUCAGGCCUCUAGGCUAAAGGACGCCAUUCACGAGCAACUGCGCGCUUGCGUCGAGACUCAUCAGAAUCUCUUGAGUUCGCACGGACUUAUUUAUACCUGCGUUUUCAGUCCUGUUGUGCAUGUUCGGCUGGUGAGCUUCCUGAACGUCGUGAUGAGCCCCGUGGCGAUGCUGCAGCUCGCCGUCGGCGCCGUCAGCUCCUGCAUGGUGCUCUUCCCAGCCACAUACAGCACGGACAACGCAGCCGCCAUGAAGUGCUGGGCUGCUCUCCCAGUGUUGGGGAUCCAGCUGUACCUCUACUGCUCGACAGCGCACCACCUCAAGGACCAGGGGGAGGCAGUGUCGGGUGCGGUGUACAGCUGUGCGUGGCCCGAGAGCGGCUGCCGACUGCAGCGGUCCCUUCUGCUGGUUAUGUGCCGAGCGCAGAGGCCGCUGGAGCUCACCGCCGGCCGCAUGUUCCCCAUCAACAGGGCCACCUUCCUGUCGUUGGUGAAUGCGACUUACUCGUACUACACCGUGCUGAAAAAUGUGAACAACCACUGAGAAGAAAGAACACUAGUUUAUCACCUCUAACGACGGACCGCUUGCUUCCUCGUUCGUCAUUCAGCUCAUCCUGAGGCCUUAAGAUGCUCGACACGCUUGGCUCUCCAUCAGCGGACACGGAUCUUAUGGCAAAUGCGAUGAUGAUUCAUUUGUUAGAGCAGCACUGCGUCACCAAAUUACACUUAAUUCUACAAGGACAUUACGAUUAUAU